AUGGGCGAUCGCGGAGGAAGAGGUCGAGGAGGAAGAGGAGGCUAUGGCGAUAGUCGAGGCGGUAGUGACAGAGGCUAUAGUGGUCGAGGUCGUGGUGACUAUGGAGGAAGAGGCAGCUCAUUCUCCUCUCAAGCAACUCUGGCUGGUCCCCUUCACCAGGGCCCAAUUCCUGCAGUCGCUAUUGCUGUGCCAGCCCAGAUUUCGCGACGAGGCAUUAUUACUAAUGUUGGUGAAAUGCCCGUUCGUCCAAACUAUGGUGCUAGAGGUCGCAAAGUCCCCUUGUUUGCCAACUUCUUUCGCAUGAAGUACCCGAACUUUGAAGUAUUUCAAUAUGACUUUGCGAUUACUCCUUCUGCACCCAAGCACGUAAAGCGCGUCGUAUUUGAAGCGUGGAAGGAACAAUAUGCUGCCACGCUGACUGGUCAGAUGGUUAACGUUGUAAAGCAUAUCAUCUUCGACGGCGAGAAGAAUUUCUACUCCAUGAGGCCCCUGCCUUUCCAAUCUCAGGAAUUCUCGGUUGAGGCUGCUGACGGUCCAGAAGAUACGCGUAAACGAACCUAUGCUUUGAAGAUGCAGACUACCACCAAAGUGGAUAUGUCAACUUUGGACUCGUACUUGAAUUAUUAUGGAAGUGGACCACAGCCUGAACUUCCUCGAAACGCUAUUCAAGUGCUCGAAAUUUUGAUUCGACACGUCCCUGCUUUGCUUUUUAACACUGUCGGACGCUCGUCGUACUAUUUGAAAGAGAGUGUUGGAAGUUCCAUUCGAGACGGACUCUUUGUCCACCUUGGAUGGUUUCAGUCCAUUCGACCUGGAUUCACUCAGCUCUUGUUGAACUUGGACGUCUCUGCUACCGCUUUCUAUGAAGUUGAUACCGUGGCAAAUGUGGUCGCCCACUUUUGUGGACAGCAGUCUAUCAUGCCCUUCUGGCGUAAUGCGCGUCCCAAUCAAGUGAAAGACGUCAGCAAGUUCUUGCGUUAUGUCACUGCAGAACUCAACUAUCAACCUGCCGGAAAUCGCAAAAGGUACAGGAUUACAGGUCUUGAUACACAAUCUGCUGCUCAGCGACGUGUACCAUACACUGCCGAAGAAACCGACCACCCUCCAAAUGAAACCGUCGCUCAGUAUUAUCUUCGAGUUCACAAUAUCACAUUGCGAUAUCCAGAUGUGCCUUGUGUUACAGCUGGUAGCAAGCGCACAGUCUAUUUGCCAAUGGAAUUGUUGUCAGUCCGUCCUGGGCAGCGCCAUCUUGGUCAAUUGAAGCCGGAGCAGCUCGCAGAGAUGAUCAAAGUUACGUCUACUACUCCUGACGAUCGUUUGCGUCGCAUUGUUGACGGAGAUCGUGCUCUCCACGCAAAUCCAAAGGUCGCUAGCUUCUUGAAAGAAUGGGGUCUUCAGAUUGAAGACAAGAUGCUCCAAAUUGAAGGGCGAGUUAUUGAAACACCCAAUCUUACAGUUGGUGCAGGCCAACGUGGACAAAUUUCGCCUCGAGAAGGUUCUUGGCAAGCUGGAACAUUUGCAGUACCAGCUGGUGCUGGCAAUACUGGUUGGUCCUUGAAGUAUUGGUCGAUCUUGAUUUUGGAAUCACCACGAGACUACGAGUACCGGGCUGUUGAGAACUUUACGAGAGUUUUGGUUGAUACCCUUUUAAAGAAAGGCAUGGCGGUCAGCAAUAAGGAACCACCGAUAUUACAGGCGAAGGGACAAAACUAUCACGCUGCUAUUUUGGAAGCAGGAAAGGCAGCUAUUGCUGGCGCCCAAAAGGUGGCUCCUCAACUGAUUAUCGUCGUUUUGCCGAAGAAGAACUUUGUCGGCUAUCCGGAAAUCAAGAGAAUUGCCGAAACUGCUCUUGGUGUAAUGACACAAUGUGUCGCAUUACCCAACUUGACCAAGGAUCGUGGCAUCGAAAUGUAUUGUGACAAUGUCACCCUCAAAGUUAAUGCUAAACUUGGUGGUAUCAACACCUUCUUGGAUCCUGGACGUGGAGAGCUAACGGCAUUUGCCAGUAAUAUUCCUACAAUGUUAAUGGGAGCCGACGUUACUCAUCCAAGGCCUGGCUCACAAGGCAGGUCCAUUGCUGCUGUCGUCGGAAGCAUGGACCAAAAGUUCUGCUUUUACAAUGCUGCUAUACGCUCCCAAGGCGCUCGUGUCGAAGUAAUUUCCGACAUGAAAGAAGCCGUUAAAGAACUCUUCCAGACCUUCCGAAAUCGCUCGAACCUAUACCCUCAACGUGUCGUCUUCUUUCGAGAUGGUGUCUCGGAAGGCCAAUUCACAGAAGUUGUGCUUAACGAAGUCAGAGCAAUCAAGACUGCUGCUCAGGAAUGUGGCAUUCAAGGAUUGACCUUGACAUUCAUUGUCGUAACGAAGAAGCACCAUGCUCGAUUCGUACCCGUAAAUCGAGGCGACGGUGAUCGCAGGAACGGUAACUGCUUGCCAGGAACUACCGUUGAUACGUCAGUAGUGCAUCCUUUUGCUUUCGACUACUAUCAGUUCGGAAGUCAAGGAUUGUUGGGUACUUCGCGACCGGCCCACUAUACCGUGUUGUUCGAUGAGCACAAAUUUGACGCCGAUUCCCUACAAGCUUUCACCUUCCGAUUAACCCAUCUUUACGCUCGUUGCAACCGCUCCAUCUCGUUGGUUGCUCCUGUUAUGUAUGCCCAUCUUGUAGCUGCUCGUGCGAGAUGCUACGCUCCCGACAUGGGCUCCCAAUCUGUAUCCUCCGAAGGUGCAGAAGGAGCUGAAGUUCCUUUGCGCGCGGUAUUGGACACAGUCAAAUCCACCAUGUAUUUCACAUGA
This is a messenger RNA of Synchytrium microbalum, 2796 nucleotides long. RefSeq lists its product as uncharacterized. Bases 1 to 2796 code for a protein of 931 amino acids. The transcript has 18 exons. Gene Ontology annotation, molecular function: protein binding; RNA binding. Lineage: Eukaryota; Fungi; Chytridiomycota; Chytridiomycetes; Synchytriales; Synchytriaceae. The record is from RefSeq and is a predicted model, not a curated record.